AAAAGAAAAUACCCUUUAAAAAUAUAUUCACAAAAAUAAAAACUUAAAUUAAUAAACCCUAGCUAGUUAUAGAGACAUUAUUUAUUAUUUCAUCAUAUCCAUUUAGAAAAAAGAAAAAAAAAAUCCUAUUAUUAUGAUCAUCAUCUUCUAUAACCUUCAAUUCAAUAUCUUCUCUUUUCUCCUCAUCUACUAGCUAGUACUCUUCAAUCCCCAAAAGAUUUCCUCCAAAAGAUUUCUGUUGAGUCAGUUUUAUUGUCGUUUUUCAAUCUAAUCUCUCAAAACUAUAUAUAUAUACAUACAUAAAUAGAGAGAGAGAAGUGUCGUGAUAAUACUAUGGCACAAUUACCACCAAAAAUACCGAGCAUGGCACAGAAUUGGCCGAAUUCUUUUCAUCACCACCAAAAAUUGGCAACCAUGGCGAGUUUCGCCACCCAACAACAACCCCAGCAACAGCAGCAGCAGCCGUGUUGGGUCGACGAGUUUCUUGACUUCACGGCGACGCGACGAGGAGCACACCGCAGGUCGGCGAGCGAUUCGAUCGCUUUCCUCGAGUCGCCAUUGGUGGAGGAAUGUCGUAACUCGGCAGCCUUGAUGAUGAUGCAUGGCUCUUUCGAUAGGUUAGACGACGACCAACUCAUGUCUAUGUUCUCCGACGACGUGUCAUCUGCUCAAGCCGCCACCGCCGCCGCUGCCUCCAACCCCUCCACGCCUUCCUCCGACCAGAACAGUAAUAACAACAAUAACAAUAAUAACGAAAACGACAAUAAAUUGUUUGCUACAAUGUCGUUGGACCACAACCAACAACAGCAGCAGCAACCGAAAUCUGAACCGGGAGACGUUGAGGAUAGCCCCAGCGAAGGUGAGGACCACGCGCCGCCGUUGAAUUUUUCGGCCGCCGGUACUGUCUCAUCCGGUGAUACUAUAUUCGACCCUAAAAGGGUAAAGAGAAUUUUGGCGAACAGGCAAUCUGCACAAAGGUCCAGAGUUAGAAAGCUACAAUACAUUUCAGAGCUUGAACGAAGUGUCACAACCUUACAGUCAGAGGUAUCAGCAUUAUCUCCAAGAGUUGCAUUUUUGGACCACCAGAGAUUGAUUCUUAACGUGGAUAAUAGUGCUCUUAAGCAACGAAUUGCUGCUUUGGCUCAAGAUAAGAUUUUCAAAGAUGCUCAUCAAGAGGCAUUAAAGAACGAAAUAGAGAGACUAAGGCAAGUGUACCACCAACAAAAUAUAAAGAAGAUGGAAAAUCAUCAUCAUCAUCCUCAAAACGCACCGUCGCCCACCCAAAACUCAGAUGCCGCCGGUGACUGUACGGACAACGGUGCAUUAUAAAUUCAAAGUGCUAACCUGCGCCUUUUCACGUGAUGUGUUUCCAAUUUGUAAUGCUUGUGUGGGACCCACUCCCUCAUCACCAGUUUGUGCUUAUGUAUGCAAUAUUAUAUUCCUAUUCUUAUUGGUGGGUGGAAGCAUGACACGUGGACUUUUCAGAUAGGUCAUGACACGUGGACUUUUCAGAAAGUAAUGUUUUUUGGGGUUGGGAUUUUUUUUUUCAAUUAAUAUUAUUAUUUUCUGUGAUUAGUAAUUUUUUUCUUUCUUUUUUAAGAAUAUUUUUGGAUUUUGUUUCUUUUGGUGGGGGAGAGAAUUAAUUGUACCAAGGUAAGGUAAGGUCAGGCGAGUGGUAACAUCUUAUUCUUGCUUUGUAUUUUUUUUCCUCAUAGCAUGAAUUAUGCUAUGCUUUUUAUCUUCUUCUUUUCUAAUAUAUUGUUUUAAAUUCUUUUCUUUCUUUUUUGGAAUGUAAAAAAAGUUGGACAUUGAAUAUGAAUUUUGGUUCUUUAUGUUGAAGAGUUUAAUUCUAUCAAUUGCACUAAGUUAUAAAUGGA
Molecule: messenger RNA, 1877 nt
Organism: Humulus lupulus (European hop)
Lineage: Eukaryota; Viridiplantae; Streptophyta; Magnoliopsida; Rosales; Cannabaceae
Product: basic leucine zipper 34-like
Exons: 4
Coding region: 334-1329 (331 amino acids)
Biological process (GO): positive regulation of DNA-templated transcription
Cellular component (GO): nucleus
Molecular function (GO): DNA binding; DNA-binding transcription factor activity
Source: RefSeq, a predicted model, not a curated record